AUGGGGGUGGAGCACGCUGCUGCGGCUGCUGCCUUUGGCGGCUCCUCCUGCGUCGUCGCCUAUGGCGCCACAGGUGAGGUACUUCGCCAGUUGGAUCUUGAUCGCUUCUGCCAACGCCUUAGCAGGAUCAGUUGGUCAUUUCCUUUGCUGGUCUUCGGAUUUCUAUUGCCAGGGAGUCAGGAGGAGCGACUGCUUGCCAGCACCACCCCUGCCGAGAUCGGUGCCUUCGAGUUGGGACACCUGGUUAUUGAGGGUGCCAGGGUUGUGCCAGAGCCCACGCCGACCUUCAUUCGCCUCUGCCCUCACGAGAGCGACGGCCGACUGGAGGGCGCAAUGGCCACCAGAACUGUAGACGAGGCUUUCUGCCGGGGCCUCCUGGCGGGAGCCCGUGUGGGGAAGCCGCUGCCCAUGCUCUACUACCUGGACAGGACCGAGGAACCUACAUGGAGGGCGCUGGGUUACCUGCUGCAGUGCCGGAGGAACGGGUUCAUGGUGAUAUUGCCUCUGGAGGUCUCCGUGAAAGCUCAGUUGCAGGCGGCAGCGGAGGAUGCCGAGAUCGAGCCACCGAUCUUCGCCGAGCUGGAAGUGGAGUGCGAGACACAUCGGAAGAGGCCGGUGGGACCUGUGACGGCGUUGUUCUGCGACCUGCCUUGGGCCGCUUUGGGCAGCUUUCGGAAAGCCCAGACCGGCCGAGUGGCCCUGGUGACUCACACUAUCCUGAGCUCCGACCGCGCCGUGGUGAGGCCUUUGGUGGAGUCGGCGCUGGAGGUGGCCGACCGAUGGGUGUCCGAUUCCCUGGUGGGGGAGGCCGCCGAGACCGGGCUGGCGGAGUAUGUCACCGGCGAGUCGGGCGAGGAGUUCGAGCCGGAGCCCGUGCGAGUAUCAGUGCUCAGCUGCAAAGGUUGGAGGCCCAAGCUGCCCAGCCUGCUCCAUCGGAGGCGCCGCCAGCAAGACGACAACCACGAGCUCCUGCUGCACGAGCUUUGUUCCCGGCCGAAACAGGCGAACCCGAGCUGGGCUCGGCCCCAAAAGGCUUUGGGCGAGGACGUGGCUUUGCACGAGCAGGACUUGGAGGCCAACGAGGGCGAGCUGGACUUUGCGGGGGGGUCCAACGAGGCCUUGCUGAAACUGCUGGCAACCCAGACUCAACUGCUGGCGAAGCUCGCCACCCCGAAGGCCGUGGACCCGAUCACAUCGGCAUUGGGUUCAGGAGGAGGCUCGGGCAGCGAAGGCGCCAAUGUCUCAGGCGCUCGGGGCAUGGUGGCGCGGGAAGCUUACCUGAAGGCAUUGGAGAAGCCGACCGAGUUCAGUGCCGCCAUCGCCCGCCGUGCUCAGGCAGAGUUAGGCUGGAGCCAGCAGACCCCGGGCAUGAUGAGAUCGUAUCUGGAACGCAAGGUCCCGCUGAAAGACCAUCGCACCUUGACAUUGAUGGGAUUUUACCUUGCUCACAUGUGGGAAGCAGCUCGGGAGUCCGGAAACAUCGAGUUCGAGAGCUGGGCGAGCCGGGGACUGCUGAUGGUGGAGCAAUGGGCCAUCGACAACGGCCGAUCUCAGGCGGCCUGGUUGCUGAGCGGUCUUCCAGCAAGUCAAUGA
Messenger RNA from Symbiodinium necroappetens, 1593 nucleotides. The record is from the annotation of a GenBank genome assembly. NCBI's taxonomy places the organism in Eukaryota, Dinophyceae, Suessiales, Symbiodiniaceae.